GCUUCACUCUCUCUGUUUUUGUUUAAAUCUCAGGCGCAAGAAGAAAUCCUUGGCAGGAGCACAAGAGGAGACCGGCAGUACCGAACCAACAAUUUAGAAACGAUUCCUUUAGUGCUGCGAAAAUGGCUUUUGCUCUCAACAAACUUCUUCCAGACCUCUCCAAACUCGAGCCGCUCGACGGAAAGAACUACCGCCGGUGGUCGCAGAAGAUGCUAAUAUUCUUCGAACAACUUAAGGUAGACUACGUCUUGUUCGAAGACACCCCAACUGAUUUUGUUGAAGAUGUCAACACCACCGACGACUCCACCGCUGCAACUGCCGAUGCCGCAGCUACCAAAGCCGUUGCCGCUCCAGAGAAGUCCAAACGCACUGCUUCCAAAGACAAGGCUAAGGGAGAUGACCAAGCCAAAAGAAAGUACGAGAAAGACAACAAAACAGUUCGUGGUCAUCUUCUUAGUCACAUGACAAAUCCAUUGUUUGAUUUGUUCAUUCCGAACAAGUCCGCAAAGUCAAUUUGGGAGACAUUGCAGAAGAAGUACGGGGCGGAUGAUGCUGGAAAGCGCAAGUAUGUCACCGGAGAAUGGCUGCGUUUUCAAGUGGUGGAUGACAAAUCAAUCAUGGACCAAGUCCAUGAAUACGAGAAUCUGGUUUUUGAUGUCCUGGCCGAAGGGAUGACGAUGUGCGAAAUUUUGCAAGCAAAUGUUCUCAUUGAGAAGCUGCCACAAUCAUGGGCAGAAUACUGCAAAAAAUUAAGGCAUAAGAAACGAGACAUGCCACUAGACGAAUUAGUCUACCACAUCAAAAUUGAAGAGGCAAAUCGCCUCAAGGAUAAGUCACUGUCCUAUUCUGUUUUACCUCCUGUUAAAGCUAACCUCAUUGAAUCUUCAAAUGGCAAUAAUCACAGGUCUAAAGGGAAUUCCUCCGGCUCUUUCAAAUCGAAUAAGAAGUCCUUCAAGAAACCUGGAAAUAAACACUUCAAGAACCAUGGUGGACAGAUUCAAAAGAAAAAUAAUGGUGCUUGUUUUGUGUGUGGUAAAACAGGUCAUAAGGCUAAUCGCUGCUUUAAGAGAUUUGACAAAAACAAGGAUGGAAAUGUUCACCACAAUCCUCAAGCUAAUGUUGUCGAGCAUGAUGACAUCAUUACUGCCGUAGUUUCUGAAGUGAACAUGAUUUAUGUGCCUCAAUGAUCGUUCUAUAUGUGAAUCUAGGGAUGCUGAAUUUUUUGAACAUAUUUUUCCACUGAAGAAGGACAUUUUACGUCCUAUUUUAUCAGCUCCUAAUUUUGCAUCUGCUUCUGUUCCAUCUAAAAAUAAUGAGGUAACUGAAAUCAGGAAAAGCAAAAGGCGUAAGAUUGAAACAAAUUUUGGUCCUGAUU
Molecule: messenger RNA, 1375 nt
Organism: Cuscuta campestris
Lineage: Eukaryota; Viridiplantae; Streptophyta; Magnoliopsida; Solanales; Convolvulaceae
Source: the annotation of a GenBank genome assembly